Messenger RNA from Lineus longissimus, 2380 nucleotides. Its product is annotated as threonine synthase-like 1. Gene Ontology annotation, biological process: amino acid metabolic process. The transcript is spliced from 9 exons. Gene Ontology annotation, molecular function: pyridoxal phosphate binding. Gene Ontology annotation, cellular component: cytoplasm. Bases 128 to 2287 code for a protein of 719 amino acids. NCBI's taxonomy places the organism in Eukaryota, Metazoa, Nemertea, Pilidiophora, Heteronemertea, Lineidae. The record is from RefSeq and is a predicted model, not a curated record.
UGGUCCGUGCGGUGACGAUAUAGCUGAUUGGGCAGCAGACGACAGUUUUCGUUCGUUUCGGGAUUACUUAACUGGAAGGACACCACCCCAGACGCAUCCGUCAAUACUCAAUUCAGGAACUUCAGUCAUGAUGUGGCUGUCUAGGAUUGGCCUAUCCCGAUGUCUGAGGGCAACCCAUCCCUUUGAAAGAUGGUACUCACAGAUCAGACUGUUUGGUUGCAGUGUAAGGAAAGAAAAGGAUAAUGUGGUGUUGAUGGGUAGCCCAGGAUCUGGGAAGACAACGGUUGGCAGAAUAUUGUCAAAGAAGCUUGCAAUGCCGGUGGUAGAUGUCGACAAUGACUUCUUAGAGACCUACUGGAAUAUGCCAGUUGCUCAGAAGUUGCUAGAAGUCGGGCAUGGGAAAUUUGUGGAAGCGGAGGGGAAGGCAUUCAUGAAUUUCAACAUUUCCAACCAUAUUGUCUCCCUGACUGGUUCAAAUCCAAUGUACCGGCCAGCACAGGAUCACUUAAGGUCAUUAGGGCCAGUGGUGUAUCUUGAUGUCGAUGACAAAAUUGUGACUGAUCGUCUUGAGAUAUUAAAAAAUUUAAGAAUUGUUGGCGAAUAUAGCGGCCAGCCAAUUGGCGAUACUCUGAAGUAUCGAAAACAAUUCUAUGAGGGAGUCCACGACAUUAGAAUUCUGGUUAGAAAUGAUGAAACAGUUGAAGAGACAGCAGAGAAAGUUCUAAAAGAGUUGAAAUUACACCAGGCACAAGAUGGAUACAGAUCAACACGAUCGGCGCAUGAGGUUUCAUCAGGACAACGUAAAUCAUUCCUAGACGUGGUGCGGGAAGGACUCGCCCAAGAUGGCGGACUAUAUGUUCCAAGCGGAGACAUACCAGUCUUACAUAGUGGGGAAUUGUCACGGUUAAUUGGUCUCAGUUACAAGGAUCUUGCUCAGAGGCUUUUGGAAAGAUGGCUGUCCCCUCAAGACCUUCAUCCGAGGUUACUCUCCCAAAUGGUGUCGUCGGCUUAUAACAAAGACAUCUUCGAUUGUGCCAAAGUUUGUCCUACUAUUCACCUCAAAGAUAAUAUCUACGUCAUGGAACUUUUUCAUGGUCCAACAGCAUCUUUUAAGGACUUUGCUUUACAGUUGAUGCCACAGUUCUUUCAGAAGGCAAUUUGUUGUGACGGUCUGCCAAAACACAAGUACCUGAUACUGGUGGCAACCUCUGGUGACACGGGGAGUGCAGUAUUAGAUGGCUUCAUCAGGCACACAGAUCCUGAAUCAACAAAGCUGAUGGUGCUGUACCCAGAGGAGGGCAUCAGUGACAUUCAGAAACACCAGAUGGCAUCAGUGAGAGGCAGGAACGUGCAAGUCAUGGGUGUCCAAAGUGAUUUCGACUUUUGCCAAACAACUAUCAAAGAUAUCUUCAAUGACAACACCAUAAAUAACAAACUAUUGACCAACUUCAACACGAAGCUGAGUGCAGCCAAUUCUAUCAAUUGGGGACGUCUCCUACCACAGGUUGUCUACCAUGUCUCAUCGUACAUUGAUCUGGUCAAGCAGGGAGUGGUCGCAAUGGACGAUAAAAUUGACCUUUGUAUUCCAACAGGAAACUUUGGGAAUAUUCUGUCUGCCUACUAUGCCAAGAAAAUGGGACUACCCAUCCGGCGAUUGAUUCUAGCUUCAAAUAAGAACAACAUCUUGACCGAGUUCUUCCAAACUGGUUGUUAUGACCUCCGAUCCCGCAACCUCAAAGUCACAAUGUCUCCAGCCAUCGACAUUCUCAAGUCAUCCAACUUGGAAAGGUUCUUGUUCCACAAGUCUGGUGGCUGGCAUCAGAAUGUGGACGCGUAUUACUCUGCAUUAGGAGAGAAGAAAUUCUUCCAGGUGUCUGAACAGUUUUUUCAGGAACUUCAACAAGAUGUUGUAGCAGAUUGGUGCUCGGAAGACGAUUGUUCAAAGACUAUCAGAAGCACUUUUGAGGAAACAGGUAUGCUUCUUGAUCCUCACACGGCCGUCGCCAAGACAGUUGCAGGUCGUCACAAUCAGGGAGACAUACCUCUAGUCAUCGCAGCUACGGCUCAUUAUGCCAAAUUUGCCCCGGAUGUACUGAAGUCAUUAGGGGCAUCCACUGAAGGUAGCCCAUCAGAGAUGCUGGACACUUUGGAACAGAUUGGGGGCAAGCCAAUCAUGCACAGAAGGCUAAAGGAGACCUUGCUCAGGGAGAGAGUCCACAAGACAAUGUGCUCCCCAAUGAAAGGGGAAAUUUUGAAGGAGUUGAUCAGUUUUGCCGACAAGCAAUGACGUGGGGUCUGUAGCAGAAUGUGAUAUACAACAUAUGUCUUUGAAUUACACCUGUUUAUUCAUCAAGAUGUAUUUAAGAUGACAGUAAAAAUA